Molecule: messenger RNA, 3760 nt
Organism: Pomacea canaliculata
Lineage: Eukaryota; Metazoa; Mollusca; Gastropoda; Architaenioglossa; Ampullariidae
Product: sn1-specific diacylglycerol lipase beta-like
Exons: 13
Coding region: 146-2239 (697 amino acids)
Biological process (GO): lipid metabolic process
Source: RefSeq, a predicted model, not a curated record
CAAUGACCAAUGAAGACAUUUUGGAGGAGCCACACAAUUUUCAACACCGCUUUUAAAGUUGCUAGCUUUCUGACUUGGAUUGUUGUGGCUUCACUUCGUCACUGACUUCAGACAAUUUAAUGUAGGUUCAUAAGAAAUAUCGACGAUGCCUGGAAUAAUCUUCUUAAGGCGACGAUGGGCAAUUGCAAGUGAUGACUUUGUUUAUCCCAGUUUUGUUGAAUUGUGCUUUCGAUCUUCCUGGUUGCUGGCCAUCUCCAUUCUCUUUGGAAUUCACCAUGGCAGCUUUAACUGUGAUAAUGGUUAUCUACUUCGUUACUACUAUACUGGAAGCAUCAUUCUACUGUCAUUUGGCAUAGUCCUUACAGCAGCAAUGAUGUGGCUGAGCAUGAAGGGAUCCAUUAGAAAUGACUAUGCUCGACGACAUUUGAACAUCAUUUUAUAUUUGAAAUUACUUCUGCUCCUGCCAGAAGCCAUUUGGAUCACUGUAGCAACAUACUGGACUUUUGGCUUCUCGUAUUCCUGUGAGUUAACAGUUUAUUGGACAGCAAGAGGGGCAGUCAUCUGUGCUUGGAUUGUUGGCUUUUGGAUGUUUAUUGGAAUUUUGAUUGUGUUUGACCCCAUGGGAUCUGUUGAACAACAUAUGGAUCUUUCAGAGACCUCUUCAAGGAAAAGUUCAAAGUACCUCAUCGCUAACAGCAAGAGUGUGAAUGCCAGAGUAUGGGAGCAGAGGUGUCGGUGUUUAUGUUGCUGCAUUUCCAGCAAUCAGGAGAUUGAUAACGCUUUUGCUGAUGUGUCAAAGCUUGUUGCUGACUUCUUUAAGGACACAGAUCUCGUUGCCACUGACAUAGCAGCUGGUCUGGUCUUGGUCGGCCAGGAACAGCGGCACCAGAAAGAGAAGCUUACAGCUGUUGCAGUCCAUAGUGCUAAUGCUGGAAGAUCACCAACAACUAUAGAAAAUAAUAGAGUGGAUGUCAUGAGAGCAAGCUAUUCAAACAGAGGACAGCAGAAGAGCUGGAUGACAUUACCAAUGAUGACUCAUUACAUGAAGUUUGCCCUAGGUAGUUAUGGCUGGCCAUUCUUCAUGUAUAACCAUUUCACGACAGGCGUGUGUCGAUUGUGUAUUGCAUGCAGGUGCUGUGCCUGUGUGAGGGCACCCAAAGAUGUUGUGUCUGACAACAUUUGUCAUUGUCAUACAGCUGCCAUCAAAAAUUUGACCAAAAUUAAAGAUCAGGAUCUCAUAUAUGUCAGCUUCCAUGAUAAGUAUCUGGAAAUACCAUUUUAUGUUGCUGUCGACCGAAGGUUCAGCUCGGUUGUUGUCAGUAUAAGAGGUACCUUGUCACUGCAAGAUGCUCUCACAGAUUUGUCAGCAAAAGGUGUGCCACUGGAAAUAGAUGGUGUCCCAGAUGCUUUCUGUCACAGUGCUAUGCUGAGGUGUGCAGAGUAUGUCAAAGCAGAACUAGAGAACAGACAACUUUUGGAAAAAGCUUUUUCUUCUUUGGAGGAGGGUAGCAGACUGUUCAUUGUGGGCCACAGUUUGGGGGCUGGAGUGGCAGCCAUAUUGACUAUAUUGCUAAAAUCUUCAUACCCAAAUAUUGCUUGCUUUGCAUACUCACCUCCUGGUGGACUGAUGAGUCUAAGUGCCAGCCACUACACUCAAGACUUUGUAUGCUCAGUGGUUGUUGGAGAUGACAUUAUUCCUCGACUAAGUAUGCCCAAUAUGUGUUACCUCAAAAUACAGUUGCUGAGAGCUCUGUGUACCUCUAACACUCCAAAGUACAAGAUCUUAGCAUCAGGCUGCUUCCGUAUUCUGUGUGGGUGCACACCUCACUUUGUCUCCAGCAGCAGCUUGGAAGAAGAAUCACCACUUACUCCUCAGUUACAAGCACAGUAUUCUACUAUGAUACCUGUUCAGCUGGGAACCGAGAGACAUAUCAAGAAGGCCCUCCUGCUGGCUGAAGACUACGCUAAGGAGAUGGCUGCUGCAGAGUGGCAGCUAUUUCCACCAGGGCAAAUUCUACAUAUUACGGAGGAUGAAGAAGGCCGUCUGUGCAGUGGAGAACCUCAAUAUACAGCAGUGUGGUCUACGCCAGAGGCCUUUAGUUCCGUUGUAAUCAGUUCCCGGAUGAUUAUGGAUCACUUUCCAGAUGUGGUUUUGCAGGCUUUGAGUCAGCUGGAAAGUUGCAACUUUGUUCCAUCGGCAGGACCCAUGGUACAUGAACCAAGUGACUUUGUUUGUUGACUUCUCAGGACUGUGGAAAUACCUGAACUACAACUGCCAAACUAUUUACUGAGCUAUUUACUGCCAGCAUUUAUUACAACCACACAUGGUAGUUUAAGUUUCUUUAAGUUCUGUUUUGAUGGAUCAAGCUUGAUGAGUUUUUAAUAAGUCAGGCAGAGAUGAAGGAGCAAAAUAUUUUUUGACCGAAUAAAUAAAAGGACAGUCAGUGUUACAUGUAUAACGAGUUUAGUCACAAUCAAAAGCAGAAGACAUUGGGUACUUUCUCUCAUAUGAAGUCAUUGGCUUUGUGUUCUCUGUUUGAAAUCCAGAGCAGCCUCUUCAGGCACUUGUUUUCUAAUGCUGGGUUCUCCUCUUCAUAUCAGCAAGCAGAGUCACGUUUCACAACCAUAAAGCGGUACUAUGAAAGAUUGUACUUGGAAGUUGUCUGUGCCAGACUCAGCCUAGCCAUUGCUGUUACUGCAACUAUUUUGAUGUAGAUAUCUGUCAAGUUAUUAUCAAUUUGUGUGGAAGUUCACCUCACAAUCUUUGGUGUAGUGGCCCAACUUCUGCAGAUAGAAUUAUUCCAUCAACACAACUCUUGUGAGAGCAAAACGCUAACGGUCAUUGUACACUGAGGUUCCUGGAGAUACAGGAUGCCUGUAUUGUGCGCAAUGCUUGCUGCGAUAGCUCGACUUCAAAGCUUUCUUAAGCAGCUGCACAAAUAUUAUCAGAGUUUGAAGUCAACACUGCAUGGGCAGAUCUACAAUAUAAGAAAUGGCAAGGUGGCGCAGAUGUGGCAGUAGAAAUAAAAUGGCCCAGGAAAAGAUGAAAAGUGAUGCAGACACAAAAAUCCAUCCAGGAACGUGGCAAAUAUUGUUAACAGAUGUACUGAAAACUUAACGAAAAUCAACGGGUAAAUAUUAAAAGUGAGGGAGAUCAGUCACUAUUGUCAGUUAAUAGAAGAGACAUCACUCUAUUUUAAUUAUCUAAUUUUUUAAUUAGGUAAAUGACAGUUUUUUAAAUAAAAUGUUCACUUCAUGUAAAUAUCUUGUUUAACUCAUCUCAUAAAGGGAAAGGUGGUGGUGGGGAUGGGGGGGAGGCAACUAACGCUGUAUCCCGGCAAGGCAGCCAGCCCUGUAAACAGAUGCCACGUGCAGAGAAAGAACACUGUGCCUGAGACGAGAUCUGAACCCAACUGUGUUGGUGACAGGCACUCACUGUUGUCUCCAGACUGCCCCUCUCAUAAAGGAAUGUUCUUUAUCAUUGUGUAUAGAUGACAGUAUCAACUAUGUUACAUAGUGCUCAUAAUGUUUAUUGUUUUGCUGUGAUUUUGCAUCACAUAAGUUAUUUUGAAUUUCUUUUUUAGUUUUUUUUGUGUGUGUGUUUACACCCAGUUUUGUUAAUUUAUGUUCAGUUAAAUUAUUGUAGUAUUGAUGGAUUCAAAUGCUGUAUUCAUGUCAGAUUGUAUUUGUUUCAACAUGGUAUGAAAAAACCCACAUGAAAACAGCUCUUUGCAACACAAUAAAAAUAUUUUGUCACCAA